Penicillium macrosclerotiorum is the source of this 669-nucleotide messenger RNA. RefSeq names its product transcription factor xanC (gene xanC). Gene Ontology annotation, molecular function: DNA-binding transcription factor activity. The transcript has 2 exons. The record is from RefSeq and is a predicted model, not a curated record. Lineage: Eukaryota; Fungi; Ascomycota; Eurotiomycetes; Eurotiales; Aspergillaceae. Gene Ontology annotation, biological process: regulation of DNA-templated transcription. The coding region runs from base 1 to 669 and encodes 222 amino acids.
AUGAGAGUGGAGAAAGAGUCUGAAUCCCCCGACAGCGAGGGCGCCUCUCAUCAGAAGCAGGACCCAUUAGAACGAAGACGACUUCAAAAUCGGCUCUCUCAGCGAAACCAUCGCCGCAAGAUUCGGGAUCGGAUCGCAAAGCUCCAAGAACGGGUCAUUGCGAAUGAACUUAGAGCAGCCGCUGCUCUCAAUGGAUGGGAUCAACCCUUUCCCACAUCGCCUCUGAUAUCGAAUCGGCGCAUGGCUCAGCCAGACCCGGGGCUGGGAAUGAGUGCACAGGAUCCUCGUCAAUUCGCUGCGGACCCUUCGCCUGCACUAGUCUCCUCCUACGGGCUCUCUAUGGUGCCUUCGUGGUCCGGACACCUGCAAACGCUACCACCCCAGACCCAGAUACCGGAAGAGUCGUCCUAUCUCUCAACUAGAGGGACUGUCUCCGCCGAGAGCAUUUGUUCGACUUCAAAUCUCACGGGACCGAACUUGAUGACCAGCCGCGGCUUUGAAGUCUGUUCGAGUACUCAUGACGGACAGAUGAUCUCGCAGAUGUCGAAUAAUGGGACGACGGCUCCAUUCGAGCCUUUCACUACUGGCCUAGUCAAUCAGCCCUUAUAUUAUGUCACAACCGGUGAGUUUAUCCUCCUCGUUACCCGCUAUAUAUGGAUUCUUGAAUGA